Messenger RNA from Cygnus olor (mute swan), 7911 nucleotides. RefSeq names its product CRACD like (gene CRACDL). NCBI's taxonomy places the organism in Eukaryota, Metazoa, Chordata, Aves, Anseriformes, Anatidae. The coding region runs from base 1441 to 4365 and encodes 974 amino acids. The transcript has 11 exons. The record is from RefSeq and is a predicted model, not a curated record.
GUGAUUUUUAUUCAUGUUGCUUUAACUAUCUGGUUUAGUAACCAGCUUAGCUGCAUUGCACUCUUUAUUGUGAAUGAAAGCUGCUAGCUUUAGCGCCGUCACAGCCCCAAUUUGGGUUAUAACAGGACCUUGUGUGCAGACAGGUGCGUCUCAGGGUGAGCCUUCCUGCUGGACUCCUGGGGACUUUGGACCUGAGCAGUUCAGGCUUCAGCCCUGUAGUUGGUAAUUGAGCAGCGAUGGAGCUGUGAGGCCUCGAGGCCUGGAGAGAACAAAAUGACCACGGAGGCGGUAGCUUCCCGUAAGGGCUUCCCAGCUUCGUCUCCACAAAAAGAACUUGCAAAUUCUUAUGAAAAGUAUUUCACUGUUUUUCCGGUCACACCUACAGCAGUAAAUUUUGUCAGCUCUAUCUCCACAAUGUAACGACUCAUUUCCUAUUAGCUUUUCUUAUCAGACUAAUUGUUACUGCAAUAGCCUGUUUCCAAAAAAUGAUGCAAAAUAAAACUGACCAACAUACAGAUUAGUUAGUUUUCAUUGUAGUAUUUGUAAAUGACCACACCAUUUUGUUUUUUAUUUCUGUCCACUCUUCAGGAUUGAAUUAGGCUGGAAUUUACAAAAGCACACUCAGCAUCAUUCUAACUCUGUUUGCUUUGGUAUCGGAUUUGGACUAAAGCUGAGAGCUCGUAUUAGCUCAGCCCAAGAGUUUGCUAUGGAGUCAUUGCAUCAUCUUAUAUUCCACAAUGGGUCUGUACAGUGUGCAGUGACCUGGAGGCAGUAUCUGCUUUAAUAGGCCAGGAUAAGGAAGCAGAAGAUAUUUGCUGGUGUAGGAGAGAGAAAAAAAUUACAUUUUCCUACCUACAUUUGAAGAUUCUUCAUUAAAAUGAGCUUCAGAUUUUUGCUUAGGAAUAGCAGGACUGUUAAAUACCAGCAGAACAACACUUCGGUUUUAAAACAUUUUAAUUAAUUAUGUUGGAUGUGGAUUGUCUGAUAGCGUGCUCUGGCUAGCGUCAGAACGUCCUGACCACCUUGUACAAACUGCUUGAGAAGCCCACAGUUUACUUUGCUGAGUCAAAGUGUAAGUCUGAGUGUGUCAGAACCGAGGCUCACUGCGCAGCCACAGCCUGCCCCUUGCAUGUGGAGUCAGCUUCGACACAGCUACAAGCAGCUGAGUGUGUAGAAGGAAAUUAAUACAAGUACUGCUAUUAUUUCAAAUCUAGUAGGAUGACUGGCUUACAGUGAAAGCCAGAAUGGGAGUUAAUCAAGAAAUGAAAACACAGCAUGCUGCAUAAAUCAAUGCUCAUUUCAUGUAGCUGGAGAAGUGGUGGUGCAAAUAGUUGACAUACAACUGUCGAUUGUAAGACUUCCAAAACCAACUAGGAGAGCAAACUGCCUUUUUUCCUGAGCUUAUAUGUCCUUGGAGAAAUAAAAGCUAGUGACUGUCACAUGAGUUCCUCAAGGAUAAUGGAGCCAAAGGUGCAAGAGACCGAAGGAUAUGGAGAAGACAAUUCAGGAAAGAAAAAAUCGAAGUUCAAAUCUUUCAAAAAGUUUUUUGGUAAAAAGAAAAGGAAAGAAACGUCUUCUGGGAGCAGCAGUCUGAAGCUAUUCCAGUCAACAAGUGAUGUGGCGGCCUCACACAACAUGCACGUUAGUUAUUAUUCAGAAGAUGAACUUGAGAGCCACAAGGGCAUUAUGGGGAGCAGAGCUUUGUCGCAUGAUAGCAUUUUCAUCCCUGAGACUGGGCAAGAGCCUGCAAGGCCAGUAAGAGUGUUUUCUCAAGAAAAUGUUUCUGAUCGGAUUAGAGCAUUGCAGAUGAAACUCCAGCCUACCAUGAAGCUGGGACCUCCGCCUCCGUUUGGAUUUCAUGCAAAGCGGACAGAGGAUGCUGGGACCAGUUCUGAAGAUGAUGGGUUACCCAGGAGCCCUCCAGAAAUGUCUUUGCUCCAUGACGUCCUAAGUUCAGGCACAACAACAAGAUUCUCUGACUCUCACAAGCACCUUAGCUCUUUGAGUUUAGCUGGAACAGGCAGUGAAGAAGAAGAACAGGUUACAUUGGGUCCUCCUUCUAGAUCUCGCUCUACGGACGGUCAGCUGUUCCCUAGGCGUCGAAGUGCUAAAACUGGAGCUCCCCAGACACAUGAUGUUAGCAUUUCACCUGCAGCCGAUUUUGACACUCCACCCGAGCUAUCCUCUUGCCUGGAUAAUUCUGCUGCUAAACACAAGCUUUUAAUAAAACCUCGGAACCAGAGAUCCAGUAAAAUGAGAAGAUUUUCUCAGAGGACCCAGUCUGAAUCUCUGACUGAUUUGAGCUGUACCCCAGAAGAAGAAGAGGAUGAUGAAAAGGAGAUGCAGACAGACUUGCCAGAUGCCGUAUUCAAAACCAGUGAUCAAGAACUGCCAUGCGGCACAGCUGCAGUGCAGGAUGUGGCUUCCUGGCAGAAACCCAGAGUGCCUGAGGACCUUCCCCCUGCUUUGAGACCAGAGAUGACUCAGCCCACUUCUGAGUCUGCUGUUGUACAGGAAGCUCUGCUACCAGAGAAUAAACCGGAGGGCUGCCAACCAACACUGGAAACAACAUGUGAGAAGUCUGAGUCCCCAUUGCUGUUAGAAGGCAGAGGCUCCAUAACUUCUCCGUGUUCUGGUCCAGACAGAGAAGUACAAAACCAAAACGAUUCUCCAGGAACAUCGGUUCUCUUGUCUGGGGAUGUGAGUAGUGAUGUGUCAACCCAUCAAGAAAGUGCGGAGCUUCCUUCUGUGUUUUCAGUGAAUAAAACACCAUCUGAGGAAGAUAUUUCAAUUAGUAAGAAUAAUGAUAUUUGCUUGGAAGAGUCAGAACAAAAUACACAGAGGGAUGCUCAGAUGCCUGUGGAAAUGUCCUGUAAUAAAGAGGCAAAGAUAGAGGCUGAUGUGUUGUCAGAGCCUAGCAGGCAGUUUUUCAUAGGUUCUUCACAGCCCACGGAUUCAUUCCAUGUUUCACAUCCCACUGCUUCAGCCCGUGUGGGAUCAAACGCUUCCUGGUCUCUAGAGAAAACAAAGACUGUACAAGAAGCAGCUGCUUCUGAUAAAGAGAGCAGUCAGCCACUGGUCCACAAGGAAGAAAUUUUGGGGAAGAAAGCUGAAAAAGCAGCUAGUGAACUCAACGCCUUGAGAAAGUUUUCUGUCUCCUCUGCACGGGAGAGGCCAAGGACCAGGAGCCUGCACUUUCCAGAAAGCUCAGAGUCUGACAACCCAUUAAAUACCAGGUUCUUCCUGACCAAUGCAAAGGCCUCCUUGAAAAAUGAGAAGCGGAGUGAAGAUUCGCAGAAGGGAUCAGAUCUGGAGGAGGGAAAAUGUAGCAAUAAAAAACAGACUUUGCUGCCAGAAUCUGGCUCUGAGAACAUGGGCCAGUGUACAGAAACGUUAGCUGCCUGUGUGUCUGCAGCUGUCGAUGCCGUUCCGGUGCAAAGUGAUUCUUCUGUGGUAUCUCAGAAUCAGCCAAGCUGUGAAGAUAAAAGUCCUUUUCAAGUAAAACUUAGAUCCACCUCAAUGUCCUUGAAAUAUAGAGACUACUUGUUACCAGAAUCAAAAGAAAUUAAAAGAUACAGUGCAGAGUUUAAUUUUGAAAAUGAGGGAUUGACUUCAUUUCUAAAAGGUGAUAAAGCAGAGAUCAAAAAACCAGCGGAUACAAAUAUUGACGGUUCUUCAAACGAAAAGAUCAAAUCCAAAGCAAAGUCCUCUGAACAGCUUAGCAGCAAGCCUCCGUUGCCUAAAAAGCCAGUCUUGCAAAACAUAACUGUUCCAAACGCUAAUGCAAACAGGGAAAAGCAGGACAAAGCUGUUCAUGCUCCUGAAUCCAGAAGUGAAGACAGAGACUUGGAGAAAAAACCAAAUUCUUGUAAAGUGCCUGAGAGAAGCAUGUCUUCCCUGGUGACUGCUGGAGACUCCAGAAGGGAUCCCGACAGUCCCACAGAGCCCGCCUGGAUUACCAUCGCAAGGCAGAAGCAGAGGGGCACGCAGCAAGAGCAGGAACUCGACAGAGAGAAACUCGUGACUCCAGAUGCUAAAUCAGAUACAGAGAAACAGAAUAAAGAGAAGGAAAGAACAGAGGAGUCAGUGAAGCAGCCAUGGAGCAAACCUUCAUCCUUGGCACUUAAAACCACUUCUGAAGAACAGAGGAAAGAGUCAAAGUCUGAAGUGAAGGAGCCGCUGAUGAGAACCAAUUCACUGUCACAUUUUGUCCCCGUAGCUCAGUCACCAGCACUGAUGGAUAAAGAGGAGGAAAUAAUUCCCUUUAAGAAAGCCAGUAAUGCUGCUCCUGACCAGCCAUUGUGGAUGGAACUUGCCAAAAAGAAAUCUCAAGCUUGGAGUGAUAUGCCCCAGAUUAUAAAAUAGAAUGACGCAAACAAAUGGCAUCUUUUCUAAUUAAGUCAACUACUAAAUCGAACUUCUACAGACCAGCUAAUCACGAUGAAGAAUCUCUGAUACCGGAGAAGGCUCUUGCUAUACAGCUGUGGAGAAUGUGUGCAAUAGGUGCAGUCAAAAAGUUUACCUUAAGUAAUUGCAGCAAUCAGGAUUGCAAUGGAUUACUUAAAUUAUGCUGAGGACAUACUUACACUUUGGAAAACAAAAUUUCUGCCUUAAGUAUUUCCUGUGUUUUCUGUAUUUUAAGGUGUUUGCAUCAAAAGAGGAUCUUUUUAAAAUUUUGCUGAAUUUGUCGUUGCUGGAAACUUCUGUUUGUCAUUUUUUUCCUCUGUUUACAUUUAUAAAUUGUGCAGUAACAUCCUGAUUCUGUUGUGCUCCACUGGAAUUGCCUGACGCUUUUUCUAUCAAAGCUCUUUGGACCGCAGAGGUUUUCAUGAAUAGCUACUAGUGAGUACUCCAUUAAAAUGUGUUGCUUGAGCUCUGUGUUUGCCUAGCUGAACCGAGAGUGGUACAGCCUCUGGUUUUAGGUUACAUUUCAUGAGAUACAAGUGUGCACAUUUAUGCAUGACCAUGAAUAAAAAUUCCUCAGCUCCUUCUGUGAACAACCUUGGUUGCACAAUAUUUGCUAGAUAGCGAGCAAUAAGGAAACUGAACUAGGAAGCUCAUCAAUGCAUUCAAAGUUACUUUCCCACCUGAAUUUAUCUGGUUGCAACUAUUUUUCCUUUAUGUGAAAUCAUCAUUCUCAAUUAGGAGCAUAGCAUUAGUGGCAAUGGGCAAUUUGAAUGUUUAGUUAAAAGAACUGGAAAGCCUUGAGCUACAGCCCAAACUGAAAUGUUGGAAAAAACUGUGAACUCCGUUGCAGUGUCAGCUUCAAAUGUCACCCCCUACCGACUCAUAAUUAUUCUCAUUAAAAAAUAAUAAUAGCAUCUCUUCACUUUACUACAUUUAUAUAAUAUUCUCACACUGUUCAGCUUGAGUUUCCAGCACCAGUUUGGGACUCCAGCUCAUGAAGUCUUGUACACAAUUCACCUUCAUCUGCUUAACAAGUUUGACGAGAGAAAUACUUGCUGCUGAUUGACCAAAAUCACUCUGAAUAUGUUGUAACACUUCCCCAUGAGCUAUGUAAUUGCAAUUAAAGAAGCUAACAGCAAAACCCAUUCCACAACAUUGGGAACUGAAUGCACCACUGCUAAGGCAAACAUUUCUCUUUGUGUAUGGGUGUACGCAUGAAGUGUUGCCUUAACACUGCACUCCCUAGGUUUAUUUAUGGAUGUGUUUGUGAUUUUGGAUUUGUUGUUGUUGUUGCAUUUGCAUUCUUUUCAGAAAAUUAUGCAGGGAGACCUUAGGAAACCUAUGAUUUCCCAAGAACCACAUCUGCAGUUUUGAAGCUUUGUUUUCUCUGAGGAGGUGGGGAGUAAAACCCAGCCUCGCUUAGCAACAAUUAUUUCAUUUCAUAACAAAUAAACAGGGCAUUGGAACAUGUGAAUAUCCGAGACACUGACAGCAGUUUUUGGACAGAUAUCUUUCAUCACAGAAAACAGGAGGAUGAAAACCAAGUUUUGUGUUAUUUAUCAAAGCCUUUGGAUAAAGUCAGUAAGCCCGCGUGGUUGCUGAAUGCCUAAGGCAGCUUUUUGCACAGAUGCACCCAGCUCACCAGCCAGCCGUCAGUGGUACUGGCUCUGAGUUGGUUCCUGCCGACUGGUCCAGGGCUUUCUCUUUUACACAGGCCACAAAGGGCAGUGCGGGCAUUCCCGCUGAAAUUGGAAGUGGCGAGACAGCUCUCUGUUAACACAGCCUCAACAGAAAUAGUGACUUGCUUACACGACAGCAGCCUUGGGCUAUGCUGUCCAAGGGCUGGUUGUGCAAACGCUUUUUGUGUUGCCCCCACCAUGAAAAUGGGUGCACAGUCCUUAAUCUCAAGGUUUUUUUUUUUGCUUUGUUUUUGUAUCCAGGUCAUCCUCUAGGAUCUACAGUAGAAAUAGGCACAUUUUUUCAGAUACCAUAAGCAGCAUUUUAACUCCCUCUCCCUCUGUAAUAAAUAAUUCAUUAGCAUAAAGUGUUAUUUUAAGAUACAUUGUUACUAUCUGUAGCAAUCUUGAGCAAACGGUUUCUGUAUUAAAGGACUAUAAUAUAUAAAAAAAGGACCCAAUUUGUGCUCUCCAGUUAUUGCCAAGUCCCAACCCACAUCCCAUGCAAUGAAUACCGUGUUUUCAGGAGAUGUAAAGGUACGGUCCAUCUCCUUGCAGUCCUCUUGCUGGUUAAAAUUACGCAACCUGAUGAAUUGUGACUAUUUCUGGAGUGUGAGCUGUGCAGCAGCUGUGUGGGGAAGCCUGGACACCCCUCGGACCGUCUCCUGUUGGAACAGUCUCAGGAAUAACAGAGCAGAAAGGUGGAGGUCUGCUGGCAUGGCCUGUGCGAUCUCAAGGAAAGCAACACCCAGGUGCCCCCCAUCUCAGACAGGUCUCAGACACCUCUUGGGGUGUUCUGGAUCUGAGUGGGAGGCUGCAGACACCAGGGGUGACUUCAGAAAGCAGCUAACAAAUCUGUGGAGUCAAAACCUGUCAAGUGCCACUCAACACGAACAAUGCGGCCUUGGCCUGGGAGGUUGCCGAAGGCGCUGGGAGGCGCUGGCUGGUGGACUUGGUUUCUGCACGGUCUCCUACCGCAGCCAUCGGCACUGGCCUUUGUGAAAGAGCAGACCCUUGGCCCUCCAGAGCUUUGACCUGGCCAACCAGGGGAAAUUUCAUCUUCUCACAGCAUCGCUCUGCGCCCUCGUUUCUUCAUUCUAAGUCAAAGGGACGUGUGAGUAAGUCCUGACACAGCUGCGUGGUCAACAGGUAGGCAGAAAACAGUUUCUGAACCCGUGUAUUUCGCUUUGGACAAAUGCCUCAUCUGUGGCAAUGGAAAGCUGCAAAUACAAAUACAUUUUUCUUCUCUGUAUGAACGGUGAUUUAUAGUUCACACUUCAUACCACCGGAAAAAGCCUUUCAGAUCUGAUCAGCUUUCCUAAGGACGUCAUUGCACGUUUCCAGCUGAGAAGCAAUACGACUGACUCAAGCUGAUCCAUUUUGCUCAGGCAGCUGCAAUAUAUAUUGUUGGUAUAGAACAUCUAACACUGGCAUCAAAUCUAAAAAUUCACCCUUUGUUCAUGACUCAUGCACAUAAACGAGCGCAGUUUGAAUUACAGUCUAAGAACAACAACAAAACGCACUUGAAAAACAGAAUGGUUUCCUCUCCCAGAACUGAUUUGUGAUAAGUCUUUGGUCUUCUGUUUGAGGAGUAAGGUGACAUUUGGCAAUCAGUUGUUGUCCCCAGUGGUGAAGCGCCACGUGCAAUGCAAAUGCAGUUGCAUGCCGUGCAUGUUUCAGUGCAAAACCUGUACAUUCGGUGACUUAGUUUACGAGUGCGAUUAUCAUAAUUAGCUACCUCCUCAUGUUUAAUAAUUUUAAGUAAAAAAAUAUAUGACUAAAUGAUUUUUAAUGUACAGCAAAGCAUAAUAAAUGUUUAAGGCCAAAA